Diprion similis is the source of this 2436-nucleotide messenger RNA. RefSeq names its product coiled-coil domain-containing protein 112-like. Bases 1 to 1458 code for a protein of 485 amino acids. The record is from RefSeq and is a predicted model, not a curated record. The transcript has 5 exons. Lineage: Eukaryota; Metazoa; Arthropoda; Insecta; Hymenoptera; Diprionidae.
AUGGAUAAGAACUGCAUCCUGAGUACAGAAAGGUGUGACAAGAAGUCGUCGCAAGUCAGGGGGGAACCGAAUAUUGGAAACAGAGUUUCUAUGUUGACCAAAAAAACUGAGUGCUUAAGGGAAUAUCGAAGGCUGAAGCUGCAGGAGGAUUUUUUGGAAAAGGAUCUUGCGUCUACGAUAAAACGUAUGAAAAUUGACACUGAUAUGAUCCAUGAAAUAACUGAGAACCGGAUAAAAACCCUCGAUGAAAGACAGCCAAGCUUGCAGAGACUGGAGUGCACGACCCUCGGUAUUCUGAAUGAGUUAAAAUCGGUGAAAUUGAUGCUUCAGCAAACUGAUCCUUCGGCGAUUCGAAAUCUAGAUGUAAGCGAUUUCCGUUUGAGGCUAAUGAGACUAUCAAAUCAGAUCGAGGUCUUAAAAGGAGUAGAACAAAGUCUCGCCAAACUCGGCGAAGAAGAAUCAAUGCUCGAUUCCGAUCAACGAGCAUUCGACAGAAUAAUUUUUGCCGGAAACACGAACGGAGCUCCGAAACAAAGCGGAGAACGGAAGUGCCAGACUCGUUCCGGGGUCAACGAUCGGUUCAUUGAGCUUGUUGCUCGCACCGGUCACACACAGGGAUGGUCCGAAGAUGAUCAUUCCGUGUUCCUCAAGGUAAGGAGGAAAUGCGAAUCGGUUCCGAACCUUGUAACUGAAAUGCGUACGCGACGAGUUCACCUCACAAACGAGCAAGUUAUAAACCACGAGGCGUGGUACAAGCUGUACACCGAAUUGCGAUUGAAACGGAAGAAGGACAUCGCCGAGUGGCGAUCAAGGCGACAAGACCUCAAACCUAAGGCGAACGGAGAAACUGAGAGAAAAGAAUCUUCGUCUUUUCCUUACGGCUGUGCCCCUAUGGACGAAAAAGAAUCCAUUCCUCGAUGCAGGAAACUUGAUACGAGAGCGAGUAUCGCAGAAAAGAAGCAGAAGAUCGAGGCAUGGAGGGCAGAGAGAUCGAGGAAGGCUGCGAUGGACGAUGAGCAGAAGAAACGUUUAGAGAUUGAAAAGGCUGAGAAGGAAAGAAGGCGACGACAGGCUCUGCGAAACGAAGCUAAGACUAAACUUCAAGAGUUCAAUGGCCGAGAAAUAGCGAGAAAAUCGAGAUCAGAUCCGAACUUGCAGAGAAAUGAAAGUCGAACAUAUGUGAGGUCGGAUUCACUGAAAUUGUUAAAGUCCUUCAGAGAACAGGAUGAAAAAUUCAUACGAAAAAGGCUUAGCUAUCUGAAGGCUUCGAAAAAAAGUACCGCUAAUCCUGUAGCUACUGAUUCAAGGCCUUUAAAGUCAAGUGUCUCCUCGAUGGCGACAUUAUUUUUACCAACGAAAGUCUGGGAGCAAAGAUGCAAACUGGAACAGAAGACGGAUGAAUCCUUUGGCAAAAUCAAUUACAUCAAAGAUAUCCAAAAGUUAGGUCCUCCACGAUGAAAAUGCUACCGAUGACUUAUUGUAAUGUGAUACGAUCUGAGAUAACGUAUAUAUGUAUAUUACAGUACCCACAUAUCGAAAUUUCAUGCCUUUGGUAUAAAAGUUCUCGUAUUUGUAUAAUAUGUUGACAUAUGUGUUUAUUUUCUCUCGUACGAACGGAAUAUUUUUUCUUUCAGCCGAUUUACAUAAUAAGUUAUGAGUAAGGGCGACCGAUUCUUGUCCAUAACAAUUUUAGUUAUACUCGGUUUCAUAAGAUUUAAUAACUACCUAUAUUGUGUCGAUAUAACGUAUACAAUAAUAAUAAUAAUAAUAAUAAUAGUAAAGUAUGCAAUAAAAGGAAAGAAACGCUAAUGAAAAUCACGCAGCUGGUAAAUUGUUGUGGGUAACAUAUUAACGCCGUUUCGACUUUACUCAAAUAUAUAAUAUACUUUCUAUUUACCUUUUGUUUAUUUUAUUCAUCUUUUUUUUUUUCCUUUUAAUUAUGAUUACCAAAUACAAAAACAUAGGUGCUAUGUGAUAAUGUUAUAAUACAAGAGUGUCAUCAUAUUAUAUUGGACACAAUCGCUCUAGUCUGGGCAGCAACAUUCUGUACAACGUAAUGCGAAAACAGCUCAUUCAAAUACUUACGAGUUAGAUUCUUAUCGGUAAAACUAUGUAUAUACACGUAUGCAUUUUAGCAUAUAUGUAUAUAUAAUAGAUUUUUUAGAAGUACCUUCUAGAUAACCUUAUUAAAACAAAUUGUAUAUAUGCAUAUAUAGAUACAAAUUGUGUAUGUAUAUAUGUAUACAUAUAUAUAUAUAUAAAAGCGAACCGUUCUUCCUCAAGUCUUUUCGUCUGCGCAACUUUUCUCGAGCCAAUUUUUUUUUGUCUCUUCCUAUCGUGUUUUUUCCUCUUUCUUUUACUGUAGUGCGCAAUUCCUUUUAUCUAUGUACACGCUCGGAAAAUGUUUGGAGAAUGCUAGCGGAUUGUUUGCGAUUU